Helobdella robusta is the source of this 339-nucleotide messenger RNA. RefSeq lists its product as hypothetical. The record is from RefSeq and is a predicted model, not a curated record. Lineage: Eukaryota; Metazoa; Annelida; Clitellata; Rhynchobdellida; Glossiphoniidae. The coding region runs from base 1 to 339 and encodes 112 amino acids. The transcript has 2 exons.
AUGUGCAUGUAUUCAAAAUCAUUCAAAAUAAUGAGAUCACUGAGCCAAAACAAGAUCUACAUUUUACUGAAGAUGUUUCAGUGGGACAGCUUCCAGAAGCUCUCAGGCAUGUGUGAUGUCAUUGUAAGCUGUCAUAAUGGGCCUGAUGUACGACAAUGCAAAUUCACAAAUUUUACAGCUGAUGCAUUUGUAGCGAAAACCAAAUCCAACAUCGCUUCUGCUAAGAUACUUCUUUCUGAUCAUCAGUUCCAGUAUGUACUGCCUUUAGCAUUUGGUCAAGAUCCUUUAGAAAAGUUUUUGGUAAUGCCAGGCAACGAUGCUCCAGAUGCUAAUGACUGA